Knipowitschia caucasica is the source of this 1497-nucleotide messenger RNA. Lineage: Eukaryota; Metazoa; Chordata; Actinopteri; Gobiiformes; Gobiidae. The record is from the annotation of a GenBank genome assembly.
AUGUCUUCUGUCAGAAUAAGCACCAUGAAGACUGCCCUCAUCAUUUCUGUGGUUGUGCUGCUCACAGACUGUGCCAUAGGACCUCCUCGAGUGUCGACUAAAGUCACCCACCGACAGUCUGCGCGUCUGGGAAGUGCCAUCAAACUGAACUGCCCAGUUGAAGGCGACCCCCCUCCCCUCAUCAUGUGGACCAAAGACGGCCGUAACAUUCAUAGUGGUUGGGUCCGCUUUCGUUUCCUGCGGAUGGGACUCAAGAUCAAGGAGGUGGAGGCUGAUGACGCAGGGUCCUACAUCUGCAAAGCCACCAAUGGAUUUGGCAGUGUCAAUAUAAACUACACACUGAUUGUUAUUGAUGAUUCUGAUAGGACCACGUCAGAAAAAGCUGAUGGGACGCAGACUGAAGCAGAUGUGGAGCUGUCAGAGAAACUGGUUUGCCCACGCUUUUCCGAGCCCUCCAAAAUGAGAAAACGUGUGAUCGCCCGGCCCGUCGGCAGCUCAGUGCGACUGAAGUGCGCGGCCAGCGGGACCCCUCCGCCGGACAUCGAGUGGCUGAAAGACGAGCGGCCCCUGAGCGGACAGGAGGCGGGAGAGGGCCGGCUGAAGAGGUGGACCCUGAGCCUGCGGAACCUGAGCCCAGAGCACAGUGGUCAUUAUACAUGCCGCGUCCACAACCGCGCCGGGCAGAUCAACGCCACGUACAAACUGGAGGUCAUCGAGAGAACCAACUCCAAGCCCGUCCUGACCGGCACACACCCGGUCAACACUACAGUGAGCUACGGCGACACCACUUCUCUGCAGUGCAAAGUCCAGAGCGACGUCAAACCAGUCAUCCAGUGGCUCAAACGGGUGGAAACUGACGAGGAAAGCCGCUACAACUCCACCAUCGAAGUGGGAGAGCACAGAUUCACGGUGCUGCCUACGGGGGAGGUGUGGUCCCGGCCCGAUGGCUCCUACCUUAACAAGCUGCUCAUCUCCCGGGCCAAAGAGGAGGACGAGGGCAUGUACAUCUGUCUGGGGGCCAACACCAUGGGCUACAGCUUCCGGAGCGCCUUCCUCACUGUGCUACCAGAUAAAAAGGUCCCCAUCACCACCGUUUUCUCUGCAGCCCCCACCUCUCUGCCCUGGCCCGUGGUCAUAGGGAUUCCGGCUGGCAUUGUCUUCAUCUUUGGAACAGUUCUGCUCUGGUUCUGUCAAAGCAGGAAACGCUGUCCUCCUCCCACCAAUGCCCACCCCACAACUGGACAAGGACACAGCCAGAGGGCGCCCUACCGGGAGAGGGACCGGCUGUGUGUGAGUGCCCCCUCCUCAGGUCCAGAGAAGGACUGCAUCACUCCCAGGAACUAUGAGGAGUACCUGUCCCAGCAGCAGCUCCUCAUGAGCCAAACGACAAUCCCUCCAAAACUCUACCCCAAGCCUUACACGGAUAUACACACCCACACUCACUCCCACGUGGAGGGCAAAGUCCACCAGCACCAGCACAUCCACUUUCAGUGUUAG